AUGCAAAAAGAGGCUGCAGAGCCAGGCGUACCAACUGCUGCAAGUAAAGAAAAACGAUUUCGCUGGGACAAGGACGAAAAGGUAAACAACUUGAUACGCUGCUUGGCGAACUACAAAAGCCAAUCGGAGUUCAAUAAUUGCGACUUCAAUGCCGAUAAAGUUAAGCAAUAUGAAGAAGUGCGUGUGGCGAUGGCCAAAAUUUAUCAUAAAGAUCCAUCACAAUUUGGUCCCGCAUCCGUUCUUUCAAGUCCAUUAAUAGCCGUGAGUGAUGCUUUACUUACUGAAGAGCAAAAGCGAGAAAAAGUAAAGUUAAAAAAGCAGCAGGACGAAGACAAGAAAUUCAUUAAAAGAGGAUACCAGCGUAUUCAUGAAAAGUUGAAAGAUAUUCGCCAAAAUUUUUCUAUUGCAAUCACCAGUGGUCGUCGUAGUGGUAGCGGGAAGGUCGUUCUAGAAUUCUAUGAUGAACUGGUACAAAUAUGGGGUGGCUCUCCUGCUACUGAACCUCUGUCGUGUGGAACAAGCACCGAAACAGUGAACAGUCUUGAGCAAAGUAUACUUGACAACAUGAAUCAAGAAGACGAAGAUUUUGGUCAUGAUGACCCUGUUAUUACGAAUGUAAGCAAAUCUUAUCUAAAUAUUAGUUUUUUUCUUUAUGUACCACAUAUUUUUUGAGAUUUUCAGUCACAAUCUUGACAUGUUUUAUAUGGCAUCAAAGUGACAAACUGUGGUUUAAGAAUAUUCUGUUAGCUAUUUAAUAUACAAAGUUAACAUAUACAAUGGCCUCUCAUUAUGUUGUCUGUGCAUUUAUGAUAGUAAUCUCACUCACCAUAUACUACUAAUACCAGAUUUCCCCAUAUACUACUAAUACCAGAUUUCCCCAUAUACAUAACAUCUUGGGAUAUCAUGCAUUAAAGUCUAUCCUGUUAUUUAGCCGCCUUCACAGAGUGUAGAAACUGUAGAUGAUGGUCUGACUGAAGCCCCUGCAUCAGUAAUUGAUAAAACAGUCACCGAUUCUAAAAAGCGAAAAGCUGAAACAGUUAAGCCUGCAAUUCCACAACUGAUUGACAAUAAAAGAAAACACAUGGAGCGCCAGUUGAGUGCUGCUCAACGAGAUCAGCUGCUUAUGCAAGAAUCAAAAGAGGAUUCCCAGUUUAAAAAGGAUAUGACAGAAGCUAUUAAGCAGUCUGAUCAGACAUUUGCCAAUGCAAUGCAGCAAAUGAGCCAAUCUAUUGUUCAGGUAGCUGAAGGCUUGACGCAAUCCAUGAAAGUAAUAAGUCAAGGUUUCAUGCAGCCUGUGAUGCAGUCAAACAAUCAACAACAAGCGUUUACACUUUAUCAGCCCCCGUAUACUGGCCUAACUUCUAGUGCAGCUGUUUAUAAUAACUUUGGCACACAUCAGUUCAACUUUGAAGAUGGUACAUCACAGAUAUCUGGUAGCUCUGAAAAAAGUACUUAUCAUACUCUGUAA
Paramuricea clavata is the source of this 1468-nucleotide messenger RNA. The record is from the annotation of a GenBank genome assembly. Lineage: Eukaryota; Metazoa; Cnidaria; Anthozoa; Malacalcyonacea; Plexauridae.